CAGCCAUGUCAAAGGAUGAAGCAGGCUGUAAGCUGGCCCCAGUCUACAAGCACAAGGAACGCAAACCCAAGAAGCCCCAUUACAUUCCCCGUCCCUGGGGAAAACCCUACAAUUACAAGUGUUUCCAGUGCCCGUUCACUUGCAUGGAGAAGUCGCAUCUUUACAACCACAUGAAGUACAGCCUCUGUAAGAAUUCCUUGUCUCUGCUCAUCGAGUCGGACUGGCCUUACAAGAAAGGCGGACUUCUCCACCCAGAACUCCGGCUGUUGCAAACCACGGAGGCUUCUCGGGUUCGUGGGAGGCGGGAGGAGACUGAGGCCUAUGACCCUAUGGUGCUGGGAGCCACUGACCCCAAACAGGCAGCAGACAGAGGUGGCGGAGAAGGUAAGCCUCCAGGGAUGGAAGAUGUGGCCUCCUCAGAAAGGAUGAGUGAUGAAACCAGCCCAGGUGAGAAGAAGGAGAUGGUCAAGGAGACCCCAUCUGCUGGGGAGUCUACUGAACCUGAUGGGAACACCCUGCUCUUUCAGUUUAAGAACAAGCAAGACAAGGCCUCCAAAGACCCCACACCUGAGUUCAUCAUCACGGACGUGUUCUCCUUAAAGAAACACGUGUCCAAAGGAAAGGAGCUGGCCUCGGUGGAGUUGGAUGCCAAACCAAAGCAUUGCAAAGUGCCCUCCAAAUGCUCGGCAAGCAGCGGGCUCUUCAUGGAACAAUGGAAGCUCGUUGCCAAUGGGCAAAGGAGAAACACCACUGGGGUUCUGACUCCGUGUACAGAUGGCAAUGUCAUCCCUUGUUACCCUCCUCCGGCUUACGGUGACUUCCAUGAACCCCAGGGCCUCAACCUCUCUCUGCUGGGGAUCAACUAUCCACUGGCCCCCAAUCUCUUCUCCUAUUUUGGUCCUUCGGUGACCAGUGGUACCACUUCGCAUUCCCACUUGGCCCAAUUCCCUUUCCUGGCUUCCACAGCACAGCUGAUGCACCCCCAUUCUGCUCAUUUCCAGCCCUUGCAGAACCCCGAGAGGUCCACUUUCCUCCCACGUUUCUACUAUCCAUUGCUCUUCGAGCAUUCCUUCACAUCAGCAGAAAGCAAGGUGGCUUCCACCAAGCCUGAAGCUCAGCAACUGCCCAUCACAGCCAUACCUGCUCCCCUCCAGGCCCAGACCUCCACAGACCCCCCAAAGGGAGGCGUGCUGAAAGUCCCAGUGCUGAAGACAGGCCUUCCUUGGGUGAAAGGUUUCCGUGAAGAGCCUCUUCCUGAGCAAAGCCACAAAAGGUUGCAACUCCAGGAGGAAGAGAAGAAAUGGCUGGUCCAUGAAAGGGAAAGCUACUCAUUGCUGGCAACUGGUCACCUCUGCAGGAAGUCAUCGCCUGAUGCUUACCAGGGUCUCGCGGGUAUGAAAGAGGGAGCUGCUGUUCUCCCCAACAGCAUCAAGAAGGCAGAGCUCCCAGGAGCAGCUUGUUUGGACAGUGGUGGAGUCACCACAAGUAGCCUGAAGAGGAGAUUUGCAAAGAGUGGCCUUGAUUUUAUAAGCUCUGAUAUGGCAACACCUGAAAAAGAGAUCUACCAAGCCAGCAGUGGUUUGCAAGUUACACCCAUGCAACCUUCAAAGUCGAUGGAUCACUGGCAGGUAGAACUUCAUGACAACCCCUCUGAAGGCCAGGAGAAAACUGGGAGCUCUGAUAUGAUGACAGCUUCAGACCAUCCCUUUUUAAAGGCAAGCAAUGAACAAGCCAUAACUGUUGGUCCAAGAGACCAGGAGAUGACUACAGUGCUCAUUGGGGACUUGUCAAAAACCUUAGAAGAGUAUCAGGAGGUAGAGAAGAAGCUCUCACAUUUGGCAAAAGAGGACGCUCCUGAACAGAAGCAUCUCAGGGACCAGUUAGUCAAAAUCCGGCAGGAACUUUUCCAUAUCCACCAGGCACUGGAGAAGGCAAACAAGGUCAGUGAAGGUCCUUUAGAUCUCUCAGUGAAAAGGUCAUCAAAAAGUCUGGAGAAAGGAGACCAGGAUAAGAGAGAGUCCAAGGUUGGCAUCCAGGGUGAGAAAGUCCAAAGCAAAGAUCUGGGUUCCACCGAUAGACAUUUGGAGAUGGGUGAAGCUGGUCAAGAGGAGGUAUCAGAUUGUUUCCUUGAGACUCAAAACAAAACCAUUGACCUGCUAAUCAAGAUGAGCCAUUCCAAAAACCUCCGCAAUUCCUCUUCUGAGACCCACCUGGGAGCUGUAAUCAAAGCCGAAGUGCUUCCCCUCAAUGUCCCACUAGAAUUCAGGCAUGUGAUGGAACCGUACUACAGUCAUACUACCAAAUGUGAGGCAGAUUCCAGUGUCCUGCUCUGCACAGAUGGAAGAACUAAUGGCAACCAAGGCCCUCCUCUUUCUGUGACUGAAGAUGCUCCACUAGGGUGCCGGGCAAUUCCAUGUUCUUUGUCCUGCAAUCUGCCUAGUGAGAGUGGUGAGGUGUAAAGUGCUUGACUGACCCUUCCAAAACUUCCUUUUCACACUUGUCCUUUGAGCCAAAAGAAACAGAUGUUCAGAUCUGGAAACUUU
Candoia aspera is the source of this 2543-nucleotide messenger RNA. It is a transcript of the gene PRR35, whose product is annotated as proline rich 35. The coding region runs from base 6 to 2459 and encodes 817 amino acids. The record is from RefSeq and is a predicted model, not a curated record. Lineage: Eukaryota; Metazoa; Chordata; Lepidosauria; Squamata; Candoiidae. The transcript has 3 exons.